Messenger RNA from Salarias fasciatus (jewelled blenny), 5641 nucleotides. It is a transcript of the gene nid2a, whose product is annotated as nidogen 2a (osteonidogen). Gene Ontology annotation, biological process: cell-matrix adhesion. The coding region runs from base 62 to 5365 and encodes 1767 amino acids. Gene Ontology annotation, cellular component: basement membrane. The transcript is spliced from 40 exons. Gene Ontology annotation, molecular function: calcium ion binding. The record is from RefSeq and is a predicted model, not a curated record. Lineage: Eukaryota; Metazoa; Chordata; Actinopteri; Blenniiformes; Blenniidae.
UCAGAGUCCAGCUGUACCUCUCUCCCUUCUUCUCCCCCGAUCACGUCCCCGGCUCUCUGCGAUGGAGCGAGGGACAGUAUUGGCUGUGUGUCUGCUGUGCUGGUGCUGCGGUCUGCGUCCGGUCGCCGCCAUCCAGAGGGCUGACCUGUUUCCUUAUGGCAAUUUAAGUGGAGAUUUAAUUUUGGCUGAGGGCGACGAUGAAACUUCUAGAGUGCUGUCCCUGCCCAGACCCCUCUACUUCUAUGACUCCCUCUUCUCCCAGCUCUAUGUGGCCACCAAUGGCAUCAUAUCCGCCCAGGACCUGCCCAUGGAGAAGCAGUACGUGGACGACGGAUUCCCCACAGAUUUCCCCGUGGUCGCCCCGUUCCUGGCCGACAUCGACACCAGCGGAGGCCGGGGGCAGAUCUACUAUCGGGUCACCGAAACACCCAGCGUGCUGAACAGAGUGGCUCAGGAAGUCCAUCGGGGUUUUCCGGAUGCAAAGUUCACACCUACACACGCCGUUGUCGCGACGUGGGAGAAUGUGGCGUCGUAUGAAGAGCCCACCCGGACCAGCAGUCUGUCGAAUAAGGUCAACACGUUUCAGGCGGUGAUCUCCUACGACGAGACGGACUCCUAUGUGAUCUUCCUUUACCCUGAAGGAGGUCUCAACUUCUUUGGGACACGCCCGAAGGAAUCAUACAACGUGGAGAUCCAGCUUCCAGCUCGAGUCGGCUUCAGCAGAGGAGAAAUUACAUACCUGAUAUUCUCCCGGACGGAAGGCCCUCAUUAUAGUGUUACCAGUGAUGAGCAAAGUGUUAAAAACCUCUAUCAGGUUGGUAAUACAGGAAUUCCCGGCGUUUGGCUUUUUCACACAGGCAACCGUGACUCCUUCGACAACAUUGUUCCUGCGUCGGUUGUCGGCCUCCUCGCCACUCCUCCGCCCGGAGGACAGUUCCUCUCACAGGACACCACCACCCCGGAGUACGCUGAGCUGGAGGAGUAUCCGGACUACACCUUUGACCCCACUGCCCAGGAGGAAGACGACGAUGAAGAGGAGGAGGAUUAUCGCCUGACGGGCGGGGACCCUGAAUUCCAGCCUCGGCCUCCGAGGCCGUUUCCCGUGGAGGACCGCGCUCAUGGAGAAGAUGCGCCGCAGACGUCUGAACCCAGGUUCGCCCCGGAGCCGUCGGGGAGGCAGCAUGCUCCCCCAGAUCCACCUCAGAGCGUCCCGGAGGGCGGCGCCGCACCCCCCGAGGAGCAGCAACCGCAGCCCCCCCUGGACACGGCGGACGCGUACCCCCCUCGGAGAGACGAGGCGCCGCUCUCCCCGGGAAGCCACGUGGUCAGCGUCGACGAGGACGACGUGGAUUUCGACACAGGAGUGAUUCAAUACACGACAGAGAACAAGGAGACCUGUGCCAGAUUCCAGCAGCAGUGUUCCCAGAAUGCAUUUUGCUCCGACUACGCCACGGGCUACUGCUGUCACUGCCGGUCUGGGUUUUACGGAAACGGACGCCACUGUCUGCCUGAUGGCGCCCCGCAGCGCGUCAGCGGCAAGGUGAGCGGCACGGUGACAGUGGGAUCGACCCCGGUGGACCUGAACAACAUCGACCUCCACGCCUACAUCGUGGUGGGAGACGGGAGAGCGUACACCGCCAUCAGCGAGGUACCCGAACCCGUGGGCUGGGCGUUGAUGCCCGUUGCCCCGAUAGGAGAGCUGUUCGGGUGGCUGUUCGCUCUGGAGCUGCCCAACAGCCAAGCGGGAUUCAAAAACACAGGGGCCGAGUUCACCCGCCGUGCGGAGGUGUUGUUUUAUCCCGGAAACCAGCGCCUGUCCAUCACCCAGACGGGCCGCGGCCUCGACGAGCACAACCACCUCGCCGUGGACACCGUGGUCAGUGGGAGCGUGCCCUUCCUGCCCCCCGGGUCUGAAAUCACCAUGGAUCCUUUCAAGGAGACCUAUCAAUACUACCCCUCUGUUGCCACCUCCACCUCUGUGAGGGAGUAUUCGGUCGUUUCGGCCGACCGAGGGUCCGAGUCCUUCUCCUUCCAGCUGAAGCAGAACAUCACCUACCGCGACUGUCGGCACGACGCCAGCGCCGCCGCCGCUGCCCUGGAGACGCUGCAGAUCACCAUGGAGAGGGUGUUUGUGAUGUACGUCAAGGAGGAGCGCAUCCUGAGAUACGCCAUCACCAACAAGAUCAGUCCGGUCGGAGUGGAGCCUUCGGGGCCUCAGCUGGUUAACCCCUGCUACGCCGGGACCCACGACUGCGACACCACGGCCCAGUGCAUCCCGUCGGAGGGCCAGGCCUUCCAGUGCCAGUGCGCCACGGGAUACAGAGGAGACGGACGCAACUGCUACGAUGUAGACGAGUGUGCUGAGAGUCUGACCACGUGCGGCGCUCACGCUCAGUGCGUGAACCUGCCGGGGAGCCACCGCUGCCAGUGUCAGAACGGCUACGAGUUCGGCUUCGAUGGCCGUACCUGUGUCGAUGUGGAUGAGUGCAGCUCCUCUCCGUGCCACAUCAAUGCCAGAUGUCUCAACGAGCUGGGGUCCUUCAAGUGUCGCUGCCAGCUCGGCUUUUAUGGGGACGGCUUCUUCUGUUCCCAGCAGGAAGGGGAGACGGCUCGUCCCAAGAGCCAGUGUGAGCAGCACAGGGACAGCCUGCAGUCCGGCGUGGAGCCCAGCGGGCGCCCGAGUAUCGGCGCCUUCAUCCCGCAGUGCGAUGCAGAUGGACAGUAUCGGUCUCUGCAGUGCCACGGCUCCACCGGACACUGCUGGUGUGUGGACAGCAGGGGGCAGGAAAGAGCAGGGACCCGGACCCCACCUGGGACGCAACCCAAAGACUGUGACCGGACAGAUGAACCAGAGCGCCCUAAAACUCACUGCGAGCGCCACAGAGAGAGCGUUCUGAGCAGCAGUCCGGACGGAGCCUACGUCCCUCAGUGCGAUGUGGACGGACGCUACUCUCCGCUGCAGUGCCACGGCUCCUCCGGAUACUGCUGGUGUGUGGAUGGCCAGGGACAGGAGAGAGCGGGGACCCGGACGUCUCCUGGUGAGCCACCCAGAGACUGCGAUAAAUCAGAUGAACCUGCCAGACAUAAAACUCAGUGCGAGCACCACAGAGACAGCGUUCAGACCACCGGCGCCGACGGGCUUCCUCUGAUCGGAGUGUACGUGCCGCAGUGUGACGCCGGCGGACAGUACACACCCCUGCAGUGUCACGGAUCCAGUGGGCAUUGUUGGUGCGUGGACAGUCGGGGGCAGGAGAGGGCAGGAACCCGGACGCCGCCGGGCACAGUCCCGAAGGACUGCGACAGACCGGAUGUGCCCGAACGUCCGAAAACUCACUGCGAGCAGCACAGAGACAGCGUGCAGACCACCAGCCCCGAGGGCCGACCCAUCCCCGGAGCGUUUGUUCCUCAGUGUGACGCAGACGGACAAUACACACCGCAGCAGUGCCACGGCUCCACCGGACGUUGUUGGUGUGUGAACGUCAGAGGGGAAGAGAGACCUGGAACCAGGACUCCACCCGGGGCCCCAUCGGUAGACUGCAGCAGACCAGAUGAACCGCAGCGUCCUCAGACUCACUGUGAGCACCACAGGGACAGGGCGCGGGGUGGCGGCGCAGACGGAUUCCCCGCCGUCGGCGCCUACGUGCCACAAUGUGAUGCACAGGGCCAGUAUGUCCCACUGCAGUGCCACGGCUCGUCCGGUCACUGCUGGUGUGUGGACGGCAGUGGGCAGGAGAGAGCUGGGACCAGGACCCCACCCGGGACUCAACCCACAGACUGUGAUAAACCAGAUGAGCCAGAAGGACCGAAAACCCACUGCGAACACCACAGAGAGAAGGCGCAGGCCACCGCCUCCGACGGCUAUCCGAUCGUCGGAGCUUAUGUGCCACAGUGUGACGCAAACGGACAGUACCUGCCGCGACAGUGCCACGGCUCCUCGGGUCACUGCUGGUGUGUGAACAGCAACGGGCAGGAGAGGGCAGGAACCAGGACCCCACCCGGGACGCCGCCCAAAGACUGCGAUGAGCCAGAGCAUCCUAAAACUCACUGUGAGCACCACAGAGACAGCGUCCAAACCUCCAGUCCAGACGGACAGCCCAUCGUGGGAGGUUUCGUACCUCAGUGCGACGCAGAAGGACAGUACCUACCUCAACAGUGCCAUGGCUCCACUGGACACUGCUGGUGUGUGGACAGCAGAGGUGAGGAGAGAGCCGGAACCAGGACUGGUCCAGGUACGGCGCCUGUGGACUGCCGUCAGCCAGCCCCCGUGGCUCCUCAACCUGAGAGUGUGUGUGAGCGAUGGAGGGCCAGUCUGAUCGAGCACUACGGUGGGAAACCGGACCCUCAGCAGUACGUGCCUCAGUGUGAGCCGGACGGACAGUUCAGUCCGGUCCAGUGCUACGGAGAGACCACCUACUGCUGGUGUGUGGACCAGGACGGGCGGGAGAUUUCUGGCACCAGAUCGCACAACGUCGUCAAACCUGCGUGCAUCUCCACUGUGGCCCCGCCUACCGUGCGGCCCCUGCCCCGCCCGGUUGUGACCCCUCCUCCGAACGCCGCCGUCACACUGCUGUACGCUCAGGGACAGAAAAUAGGAGCUCUGCCUCUGGACGGGGCGAGGCUGGACGCAACCGAUUCUAAAACACUGCUGACUUUACAUGGUUCAAUUGUUGUGGGUAUCGCCUACGACUGCAAAGAGAAUCAUGUCUAUUGGACAGAUUUGUCUGCACGAACGAUCAACAGAGCUCCGAUGACCACUGGAGCCGAGCCUAAAAUACUCAUCAACACAAAUCUGGUCAGUCCGGAGGGCCUGGCCGUGGACGUCAGACGCAGGUUGAUGUUCUGGGUCGACUCGACGCCCGACGUCAUUGAGAGCGCCAAUCUGGACGGCAGCGGGAGGCGGACGCUGUUCGAAUCUGACCUGGUCAACCCGAGGGCCAUCAUCGUGGUUUCCUCCACCGGCACUCUGUACUGGACGGACUGGAACAGAGAGGCUCCGAAGAUCGAGAGCUCCACGGUGGACGGUCAGAACCGCCGAGUGCUGGUGUCUGACGGCAUCGGUCUGCCGAACGCCCUGACUCACGACUCUUCCUCCGGACAGAUCUGCUGGGCUGAUGCAGGUACAAAGCGUUUGGAGUGCAUAUCUCCAGACGGUUCGGGUCGGAAAGUUGUCCACCCCACCCUCAACUACCCGUUCAGCAUGGUGUACUACCGGAACCACUUCUACUACACUGACUGGAGGCGGGACGGCGUGAUCGCAGUGAGCAAAGACAGCAGUCAGUUCACAGACGAGUACCUCCCCGAUCAGCGCUCCCAUCUGUACGGCAUCGCAAUAGCAAGCAGCCACUGUCUAGAAGAGAGCCUCUAACGACGGACCGGCGGCCGCAGGGUCCUUUUGGUGCUAAUGGUCAGUUGUGGAGGGGGGCGGUGGGGGAGCCAUCCCCGGACAGAGGACGGGACCGCAGCUGUCUCCGGUGUCCCUCAGAAGGAAAGGAUGCUCAGGAGGAAGCGAGGUGGCUUCCCAUUAUCCCGAUGAGCAGUCAGAGCCAAUCCUUACCCCCUCCACACGUCCCCACUCCCCACUAUCUCACCUUUUAAAGAUAUAACCCACAGCUUUGUAAAUUUGUUUUAUACCUCAUUUUUA